GUGGGUAAGUCGGGGGGAGUAUGUCUGGACAUAGGCCAACGUUGAAGCAUGUGCACAAGCCCUUCAAGUCGUCGCAUCGGACAAAGUCUGCUAUCAAGAGGGCUUCUAGCUCGUUGAAGAACAUGACGAGGAACUCGGUGAGGUCGGGGACCGGCUCACUUGCUGCCGACUACAAGGCCAAUCGGAGGAACGCCUCUGCCCAAGCACGCAAGGCCAAGAAGGCCAAGAAUGCCGUGACCAAGCGAGCUGGAACUGUUUCGGGUCCGCCGCGUGUGGUUCUUCUCCUUCCGCUCUCGCCCGAGCCUGGUGUCGGCACUCUUGAUCUCCUCACCGCCCUGCUCGGGCCGUCGGUCCAGGGCCCGGAUGUGCUCAAGACCGCCCUGCCUGUACUGGGUGCGCCGGUGACGGUGACCUAUGAGGCGCUCAAGGCGCGGAUCACGUACAUUGUGGCACCGACCGAGUCGCCCAUCGAGCUGCUGGAUGCGCUGCGCGCUGCUGAUGUCGUUGUGCCUGUCGUCGACGCCCUGGUUGGCGUCGACGACGAUGCCCAGCUGCUGGUGUCGAUGAUGCUGGCGCAGGGCAUGCCGACCGCGCUUCCGGUCCUUCGCAACCUCGAGCUUGUCGGCGGGCCGGCUAAGAACAAGUCGAAGACCCGCAAGGCCUUCAACCGGUUCAUCUCGUCCAAGCUCGGGCCAGACGUCUCGUUCCACGUCCUCGACUCGGACGCCGCUGGUAUCCGCUUCCUCCAGCUCCUCUCCAAGAGCAAGCUUCGUCGCAUCCAGUGGCGCGACGCCCGCCCGUACCUGAUGGCCGAGGCUGUGGCCUACGACGAUGCCUCGCGCAAGCUCCGCAUCAGCGGCUACCUCCGCGGCUCGCCGCUCUCGCCGAACCAGCUCGUUCAUCUCCCGGGCAAGGGCACCUACCGCAUCUCGGCCAUUUACGAGGCGCCUGACCCUGUGCCGCUCAACCGGGCCCAGGCCCGCAUGUCGGCCGAGCCGAUGGCGGGCAGCGCCGAGGGCUAUGCUCUCCUUGCCACCGCGGACGAGGCCAAGCUCCAUCCGAUGGAGCAGCUGCUCCCGCCUGAGGUCAACGAGGAGGAGGACGAGCUUGCGGCGCGGAUGGCCGACUUUGACGACGACGACGGCGGCCUGCCUGACCCGUUCGGCGACUCGGGCUCCGACGACGGCCGCCCGGGCCUGCACUCGGCCUCGCGCGGCGCCAAGGCUAUCGACCACAUCAACGUUGUCCGCGCCGAGAUCCAGUCGGACUGGGAGGCGUUUGUCGGCCUCGGGCCGGCCAACGACAGCGACAACGAUGACGGCGAGGGCGUCGGCGCUGGCGCCGGUGCGGCCGGCGGUUCGGACGCAAGCGGCUCGGACGGCGAGUCGGACGACGACGAGCGCCCGCUCAACCCGGUCGAGGCCCUCGCCGCCCGGCAGGCCGAGGACUUUGAGUGGCCCGACGAGUUCUACGCGCCGCGGGCCCCGCUGUGCAAGGACCUCUUCCGCGAGUACCGCGGGCUCAAGAGCUUCACCAACUCGCCGUGGGAUCCGUACGAGAACCUGCCGACCGAGUACUCGCAGAUCUACGACUUUGAAUCGUUCCCUCGGACGCAGAACGAGGUGCUUGACGAGGUCGAGAACGACGGCGUCGGCCUCGACGCGUACAUUGUGAUCGAGCUCGACGACGUGCCGCCGUCGGUCAUGGCCUCGCUCACACCGACGGGCGUGCUCGUUGCCUUUGGCCUCUUCCGCUACGAGCGCCAGUUCUCGGUCCUCCACAUGUCGGUCUCGCGCCACGCCUCGUUUGACGCCCCGCACGCCUCGGGUUCGCCGCUCAUGGUCAUGGUCGGCUUCCGCAUGCUUGAGGCCGCGCCGCUGUUCUCAUCAGACAAUCCCAAGUGCGCCAAGGCCAAGUUUGAGCGCUUCCUUCAGCCAGGCCGCACACUCACGGCCUCGAUCUACGGCCCGAUCGUGUUUGGCCCCUCCAUGCCUGUCUUUAUGUUCCGCCUCAACGCCGACUCGCCCGUCCCGCAGCUCGUCGCCACCGGCUCGGUGGCCUCGAUUAACCCGCAGAAGCUCAUCAUCAAGCGCAUCGUCCUUAUUGGCGAGCCGUUCCACAUCCACAAGUCGCGCGCCACCGUCCGCCGCAUGUUCUACUCGCCCGAGGACAUCCGCUACUUUAAGAAGAUCGAGUGCUACACCAAGUACGGCCGCCGCGGCCACAUUACCGACUCGAUCGGCACCCAUGGAUACAUGAAGAUGCAGUUUGAUGGUGUCCUCGACGCCCGCGACACCAUCUGCCUCCCGCUCUUCACCCGCCUCUUCCCGCGCAACAACACCCGCAUUAUCGAUGCCGACACCGUCCUCGAGCCGCAGGACCAGGUCAUCGAAGCCACUGCCCUCUCGCAGUACUAG
Thecamonas trahens ATCC 50062 is the source of this 2417-nucleotide messenger RNA. RefSeq names its product ribosome biogenesis protein tsr1. Gene Ontology annotation, biological process: maturation of SSU-rRNA from tricistronic rRNA transcript (SSU-rRNA, 5.8S rRNA, LSU-rRNA); ribosome biogenesis; endonucleolytic cleavage of tricistronic rRNA transcript (SSU-rRNA, 5.8S rRNA, LSU-rRNA). The record is from RefSeq and is a predicted model, not a curated record. Gene Ontology annotation, molecular function: U3 snoRNA binding; GTP binding; GTPase activity. The transcript has a single exon. NCBI's taxonomy places the organism in Eukaryota, Apusomonadida, Apusomonadidae. Gene Ontology annotation, cellular component: nucleus; preribosome, small subunit precursor. Bases 21 to 2417 code for a protein of 798 amino acids.